CCAUAUAGUGAAUUGCAGCUUCUCGCAAGAUUAACAUUCACCGUCACAAAGAAUGCAUUUGAUUUUUUUUCUUUUUAUUUGCCACAUGGCUUGGUUCUUCACUUCUUUUCGCAUUUCUUACAUGGUCACGACUGCUUUAUUGCCCAGAACACUCACAUGGUUCUUUCUAAUUCUACCUGAAAACGCUCAUGAAUACUUUUGUAACACAAUUUUGCAGUACGAAGAUCUAAGACAACUAUGUGUGGAUCCUAGAGCGAGGGCUGCUGUCCUUGCUGAUAUGGAUGCUGUCGGAAAGCAAGCUCAGCUGAGGGGAUUUGAAUUCGCAAAAGCGGUUACAUUAGUAUUAGAACCAUUCACCAUGGAGAACGGCCUUCUCACCCCAACAUUUAAGAUCAAGAGACCUCAAGCAAAAGCCUACUAUGCGAAGGCAAUAGCAGAUAUGUACGCAGAACUAUCCGCGUCUGAGCCCUCGUCACUAUAACAUGUAUCUGUAUCAUCAAAGAGACCCUGAAGAAGGAAAUAAUAAAAGCCUGGUCUUCUGGUUGAAGGUUCAUUAGCUCAUUCUUUGUUCUGGCGCAUAUGCAGAACCGGGAGCCUAUAUACCCGUUAUUUACAGGAUAGAAUACAGCAAGUGUUGUGAUAUUUAAUAGGAGGAGGAUUUGAUAUCAUGUAUUGAGAACCAAAUAAAAAAAAAAGUUGCAGGUAAAUUAUGACGCUCCCCCUUUUCGUCCUGAGCACAAUCUUUGGUCAUCCACGUAGAGCAUUUGAAUCUAAGAUAUGUUGCAGUUACUGGA
Messenger RNA from Asparagus officinalis (garden asparagus), 794 nucleotides. RefSeq names its product long chain acyl-CoA synthetase 6, peroxisomal-like. Gene Ontology annotation, molecular function: long-chain fatty acid-CoA ligase activity. The transcript has 3 exons. NCBI's taxonomy places the organism in Eukaryota, Viridiplantae, Streptophyta, Magnoliopsida, Asparagales, Asparagaceae. Gene Ontology annotation, cellular component: membrane; endoplasmic reticulum. The record is from RefSeq and is a predicted model, not a curated record. Bases 53 to 481 code for a protein of 142 amino acids.